Molecule: messenger RNA, 5259 nt
Organism: Salarias fasciatus (jewelled blenny)
Lineage: Eukaryota; Metazoa; Chordata; Actinopteri; Blenniiformes; Blenniidae
Gene: cdk12
Product: cyclin dependent kinase 12
Exons: 14
Coding region: 776-4894 (1372 amino acids)
Biological process (GO): positive regulation of transcription elongation by RNA polymerase II; protein phosphorylation
Cellular component (GO): nucleus; cyclin/CDK positive transcription elongation factor complex
Molecular function (GO): cyclin binding; RNA polymerase II CTD heptapeptide repeat kinase activity; ATP binding
Source: RefSeq, a predicted model, not a curated record
AGCUGCUAGUCACAGGAGCCACAAUGGCGUUUGUAGUCUCCUUCAGACAGGGCUGUGGAUCAUACUAAAUCCACCAGCAUCGCCCUAAAUAUAGGCCUGGUUGAUUUCCAGAGCCAUUGAUAAUAAACUGGAACAUCUACUGCACACGAAAAUACUAUGAUUUCUUAUCAAUAUUGAAUUUAUAGGGGAUAAAAGUUACAUUAAAGGGAACAUGUAAACAGUACCAACCGGGUCAAGUUUUCAAUUUGUUGGAGAAGCGAGCGCCUUCUAAUGAAGGCGUUUUGCUUGUUUCUGAACGCAAAGAGCGUCAUUCUGUGGAAUAAAAACACCUUUACUUAACUUGGCACCGGACAAGGACAGCUUUCACAAAGGGACUUUUUUUCUUUUUCACCAGACAGCUCGCUAACUGAAGAGCGUUAGCUAGCCGUGCUAGCUGCACUGAGACGGAGGCGACACCACUAUGUUCCGAUAAUGUGGAUAUUUUUCUCCAUUUACUGAGUAAAGUACAGGACCUGCCGCUCCGGAGAACCGCCUUCUUAUUUUUUUGUUCUUUGCCGGACUGUGCUGGAGAUGUCGGCGGAAUGAAUCGGCUGUGAAGCAGGACUGGACGCGGAGCGGCCUGGUGUGUUUGUUUUCUGUCUUUUCGUGUCUUGUUUCUGCUUUGGCUACAUUUGUUUGUGGCACCUCGGGACCGGCCAACAGUUUCUCAUGUGAAUGAACUGCGUGGAUCACCAAAGGCCCAGUCGCACCAGAGGCACCGAGGCCGGCGUGAGGGAUGCCUGGUUCGGACCGACACCAUGGGACCAAGAGGAAGCCGGACUCGAGCAGCGGCGGUGCGCUCCACCAGACCCCGGGCCCGCCUCACGCCUCCGCGGGAGACAUGACGAGCCGAGAGGGGAAGGUGCAGUUAAAGUCUUCGAUGUCUUCUACCAAACGCAAAAGGCAUAAAUCGGCCAAACACAACCGGGACUCGUUGGCGGCACCGGGAUCCGUGGAUUUUACCCUGGGCGACACGGCGCCUCCUGGCGUCAACGCGCUGAAGCCUCUGGUGGAGUACGACGAUAUCAGCUCCGACUCGGACACUUUCUCCGACCCGCCGUCCUCCCGGCCGUCCGAGCGGGGGCUCGGGGACCGCCUGGACCUGUCCCCGGACUACGACAGGGAGGAGGUCGCUCCAGAGCUCGAGAGCAGAGAGAUCAGGGGCCACAGACACUCCCGGAAAAAGCCCAAGGACCCCAACAAGGUGAGGGACUCUGGGAAUGGGGAGCGUGGGUACAAGAAAAAGAGCAAAGACCAUGAGAAAGUCGGCUCUGGGAAGAGCAAGGACAAGUCUGCCUCCUCGGGCUCCUCGUCCAAGCGCCAGGUCCAGCUGGAGGGGGACUCUAAACGCGGGGAGAUGCUGCUCUCCACGCAGGUGCAGCCCUCGGCCAGCGUCGGGAGCACUACCUCCUCCACGUCCUCAUCCAGGAGCAAGGAGAGCAGCCGCUCAGGGAAGUCCAGGAAGGACCGGCAGCAGAGGAGGGAGACCCGGGGAGAGGGCGGCGGCAGCUCCUCUCAGAGGAGCCGGACUGACCGGACCCACCACAAGUCCUCCAAGAGCCACAAGUCCAGCCCCAAGGGCAAGUCUUCUAGCAGGGGGAGCCCGAGGAGAAGGGCCGCCAGCUCCGCCCUGUCCCCCAGCCCCAGGAGAGGGGCUGGCAGCGAGAGCCCCCCUGGCAGCGGGUACGGGCAGCAGGGGGACGACGGCUACUCCAGGAGGAGGGCCGCCCAGCAGAGCCCCAGCCCGUACGGGGACGUGUCUCGCCGCAGCAGGCAGAGAUCAGACAGUCCCUAUGGCAGCAGACACAGGUCCUCCAGCUUCGAGAGGGACGCCAGCCCGUACUCAAGAAGACGAUCCAUCAGCCCGUAUGGAGGCAGGAGGUCCUCCAGCACCAGCCCCGUGUCUCGGCGCUCGGGCCGCUCCAGGAGCCGCUCCCCUCUGCAUUACUCCUCUUCCCGCCGCUCCUCGUCUCGCUCUCGCAGUAAGAGGCACGCGUCGUCGGCCGGGCUGGGCGGCAGCUCCCACAGCAGCCGGCAGGCCAGCCGCUCGCCGCCCUCCUCCCGCCUGCCUCUCAACUCCAGCUUAGGAGCCGAGCUGAGUCGCAGGAAGAAGGAGCUGCAGGCCGCCGAGGCGGCCGCCCGGGCCAGCGGCACGGCGUCCCCCCUCCCGCUGGCGGCUCGCAAGGCCGCGGCCGCCGCCACAGCUUCGUCGUCGAGGCCCGCCAAGUCCGAGGACUCGGCGGCGGCGGCCGACCCUCCGCCGCCGCCCACCGUGCCGACGCCGCAGGACGCUCCCAGCACGGCCGACCAGGUCACCGCUGCUCUCCCCUCCUCCUCGGCCGCCUCUCCCGCACCUCCUCCUCAGCCGUCUCCGCCCGUGCCGCCCGUUCCCGCCGCGCAGGCUCCGCCGCCGCCGCCGCCUCAGGCCGAAUCAAACCUUCAUCCCGGGACGGCCGCCACGGCGUCCCAGGCCAAAUCGCCGGCGGCGGCCUCAGCUCCUGCACGCAGCCCCGCUCGCCAGACACAGCUCCACAAGACGUCGACUCUGCCACCCCUGCCUUUACCGCCUGCACUGCUGGGAAACGCUCAGGACAGUCCAAAGAAGUCCACCCCGCCUCAGAGGCCGUCGAGAAGGGAGAAAGAUUUCCGCAGCCGGCCUUCGCUCAUCGACCUUCCCCUCCCGCCCACGCUUCCCGGAGGAGACGCCUCACCUCCGCAGUCCCCCGUCCGCCAUGUCCCGAUGCUGCCCGCACCUGUUCUUAAGAAGAGACCAAAGAUUUGCUGCCCGCGAUACGGUGAGCGGAAGCACACCCAGAGCGACUGGGGCAAACGCUGCGUCGAUAAAUUUGAUAUAAUCGGCAUCAUAGGAGAAGGAACGUAUGGCCAAGUGUACAAGGCCAAGGACAAAGACACCGGUGAGCUGGUGGCUUUGAAAAAAGUGCGUUUGGACAAUGAAAAGGAGGGCUUCCCCAUCACGGCCAUCCGAGAGAUCAAGAUCCUGCGGCAGCUCAAACACCGCAGCGUCGUCAACAUGAAGGAAAUCGUCACCGACAAGCAGGACGCCCUGGACUUUAAGAAGGAUAAAGGUGCUUUCUACCUGGUGUUUGAGUACAUGGACCACGACCUGAUGGGCCUGCUGGAGUCGGGCCUGGUCCAGUUCUCCCACGAACACGUGCGCAGCUUCAUGCGCCAGCUGAUGGAGGGCCUGGACUACUGCCACAAGAACAACUUCCUGCACAGAGACAUCAAAUGCUCCAACAUUCUGCUCAACAACAGAGGUCAGAUAAAACUGGCCGACUUCGGUUUGGCUCGUCUUUAUAAUUCAGAGGAGAGCCGGCCCUACACUAAUAAAGUAAUCACACUCUGGUACCGCCCCCCCGAGCUGCUGCUGGGCGAGGAGAGGUAUUCUCCUGCCAUCGAUGUUUGGAGCUGCGGGUGCAUUCUGGGAGAACUCUUCACAAAGAAGCCCAUCUUCCAGGCGAACCAGGAGCUCCUGCAGCUGGAGCUCAUCAGCCGUCUGUGCGGGAGUCCCUGUCCUGCCGUCUGGCCGGACGUCAUCAAGCUCCCCCUCUUCAACACCAUGAAGCCCAAGAAGCAGUACAGACGGCGGCUCCGCGAGGAGUUUGCCUUUUUACCCACUAACGCCCUGGACCUGCUGGACCGAAUGCUGACCCUGGACCCGGCCCGGCGCUGCACAUCAGAACAGGCUCUGUUCAGCGACUUCCUGUGCGACGUGGAGCCCAGCAGGAUGCCGCCGCCCGACCUCCCUCACCACCAGGACUGUCACGAGCUGUGGAGUAAGAAGCGGCGGCGCGCCCGUCAGAGCGGGCUGCCCGAGGAUGUGCCUGUGCCCAAAGUGCCCCGUAAAGACGCCACCGGGACGUCCAGCGGAGAGAACAGCCGACCCCCCAGCAGCCCGGCCGGCGCCCCGCCGCCGCCGCCCCCGCCCGGGAAACCCCCCGCCGCCGGCGCCGCCGGCCUGGAGAGCGAGCUGUCAGGGCUGGGAGUGGCCGCCGAGCAGCUGAACCAGACGGAGCUGGCGGUGCUGCUGAACCUGCUCCAGGGACAAGCGGACCUCAGCCUGCCCCAGGUGGCCCAGCUCCUCAACGUCUCCAACCCAGAGACUCUCAGCCAGCUGCUGUCCAGCCUCAACGAGGCCUCCGACCAGCAGGGGGCUCCAGAGGACCAGAGCCGGCCCGGCGGCGCGGCGCCGGCCCCCCCUGCGGCCCCGGCCCAGCCCCCGGAGCCGCCCCCGGAGCCCCGGGAGCCCUCCCCGCCCCCCGGGGAGCCGCAGCUGAGCCAGGAGGAGCAGGCCAACCUGCUGGCGCUCAUCCUGGGCCACAUCAUCAAGCCGCCGGGCGACGAGCAGGCCGACGACAGCAACGGCGUCCAGUCAGAGGAGGCACUAACUCGCGGUUCGUCCGCUUCUACUACUGAUUGCAAGGAUGGCGCAGCGUCUAAAAAGAACCCCCCCGGGGACGUCCAGGCGACCCCGUCCGCCGACCGGCGCCCGCCCUCGCCGCCGGGCCCCCCGCCUCCGCCCGCCCCGGGCCGGGGGGCGGGAGCGGGGACGGAGACGCAGCCCGGCCAGAACAUCAGCCCCGCCGUGGCCGCCGCCUUGCUGCAGCUCAUCUCCCAGCAGGACUCUGAAGCGGGGGCCUCGCAGGGCCGCGGGGACCCCCCCCCGGCCGUGGACGCCCCGGCCAGGGCCGAGCCCCCCCCGCCCUGGGUGGCGGACUCUCCACCCAAACCCCCGUCCGAGUCCAAGGCCGGCCUGCUGACCGCCGCCGCCGCCGCCACCGCCGAGUUCCCCAAAGACCAGGACCUGCGCUUCUCCCACGGAGCCGCCCGCUGACCCUCAGCCCCCCCGCGGUGACGAAGCGACCCCCGCCUGGACCAUGGGGGGGGGGGGUUGCGGAGGGCCCGACGGGACCGGAGCAGGGUCUGAAUGUCUGAGCGGAGGCCCCACCCUGAGCUCCUCGUGUUUCUGCCUCAGACGCUAAACGCCACUUUGAGACGAACGCCGUCCCAGGAUGAGCUCGCUCGGACGAAGAGCCACGGCCGCCUCGCCUCCCCUCCCCGCUAACUUCUGCGACAAAAGUUUGUUUUUUUUUUCCUUUCCGUUUUAUUUUUGUGCUGUCAGGAAAACGACGACACGCUAAAAAUCAAAAUCUCCUGCUCCCAUCGCGCUUUCAGAAGAGGAGAGGGAGGAAAAGGCUU